Messenger RNA from Malaya genurostris, 5916 nucleotides. RefSeq lists its product as uncharacterized. The transcript is spliced from 2 exons. Gene Ontology annotation, biological process: DNA integration. Bases 1 to 5916 code for a protein of 1971 amino acids. The record is from RefSeq and is a predicted model, not a curated record. Gene Ontology annotation, molecular function: nucleic acid binding. NCBI's taxonomy places the organism in Eukaryota, Metazoa, Arthropoda, Insecta, Diptera, Culicidae.
AUGUCUGCAGAACAAACUGAUGUAAGGGCAGGUAAGACAGGUGAACAGCUAGAACUCGGGAAUGAAUCAAAUAAAGAUAAUUCUCUCACUAACGUCCCCCCACCUAAACCGUCUAGUUCAAAUGAAAAAUCUCCCCUGGUCAAUGAAUUCCCCGGUGCGAUCGCCGCGUUCGAGUCGAAUAGUUGCCGUAUGUGUCAAAACGUCGAUAAUAGCCGUAUGGUUCAGUGUGAUUCGUGUGAUAAUUGGUAUCAUUUCGAGUGUGUAGGAGUAACCCAGGAGAUCGAAUACAACGAUUGGAAAUGCUGUAAAUGUGCGAACGCGAAGGCAGUCCAGAUGUUCUCGAGCUCGAAACGGAAUCCUGCGCGAACUGGAAAGACCAGUAAAAGCAACACGAAGGAGAAGAAGUCGACAAAACUGACGAAAAGCUCCCCGAACCAGGUGAAAAGGACAGACAAACAACUUAGAAAUGCGAACCGAAAGAAGAAAGCUGAAGGAAAAGCGGAUAAAGUUAAACCGGAAGAAAAAUUGGAAGAGGAAGCAAAGGAAAAUUGCAGUUUGAAGCAGGACAUUAAAUCAUUAGUGUCGAAUUCUUCACGAAAGUCGGAGCGAGCGGUGCUGGCGCUGAAAAUGAAGCGGCUUGAGGCCGAGCAGACUCUUUUGGAAGAGGAGAUGAAGCGGAAAAGGGAAAUGUUAGAGAGAAAGUUUUCAUUGUUGGAGGACAUGGCUGAAGCUGAGGAACGUAGCAGUACUCAUAACAGCCGUGCUAGUGUUCAGCGCAGUUCAGAUGCCAAAGUGCGCUCAUGGCUGACGGAGAACGAUUCGAAUAAUCCGAAUGAUUCGCAGUCGAGUAUUUCGGGAUCGACCAGUGAUAGUGAAAACGAAGAUGGAAGUUCAACAGAUAAAUACACUACCACAGAAGGAGAGGACGAAGUAAAGUUAUUUCAGCCACCAAAGCAGUCGACUCCCGUGGGUUCUCAGAAUUUCUCGAAGAAUCGUUACCAUCAGUCCGCUAAAAGACGUACGAGUCUUACGAGAAAACAGAUAGCAGCUCGUCAAGUAGUACCUCGCGAUCUUCCGAAAUUUGCUGGUAAUCCAGAAGAAUGGCCGAUGUUUUUGUCAACGUUUGAGAGCACAUCUAAGAUGUGCGGUUAUACAGAUGAGGAAAACAUGAUUCGACUUAGAAGUUGCUUGAGGGAUGAAGCCUUCAACACUGUCCGUAGUCUGCUUAUGAUGCCAUCGACUGUGCCGAAGGCAAUCAGUACAUUGAAGUUACGUUUCGGACAGCCCCAAAUAAUUAUCAAUACGCUAAGAGCAAAGGUGCUAGGAAUGCCACCGAUCAAGCCGGACGCAAUGGAUAAGUUGAUCGAUCAUGCGUUAGCCGUGCAGAAUCUGUGUAGUACAAUCGACGCGUGCGGAAGAAAGGAGUACAAACGAGAUGUCACUCUACUGAAUGAAAUAAUCGGAAAGCUGCCAUCGUCUCUGAAGCUGGAAUGGGCAAGAUACCAACGAAAAACUGCGAAAGUGAAUUUAUUUGUGUAUAGUGAAUGGAUCUACGAUAUUGCAGAAGAUGCUUGCUUGGUGUGCGGACUACAAGGAGGAGAUAAAUACGUUGACUCUCGUAGUAAAUCGAAGGGAAAGGCGUUCCUAAACACUCACUCCGACUACUCACCGUUAGAAACAGCUAAGCAGUAUCCGCCAGAGUCCCAGAAACCAGGACAUAGUCGCGAAAUGACACUAGCUGAUACGAGUAAGUGCUGCUUGAUCUGCAAGGGAAGCUGCAAGAACGCAGGAAAGUGUCCACGAUUCCAAGGUUUAUCGUACGAUGCAAGGUGGGACGCUGUUCGGGAGUUUAGGAUUUGUCGUAGAUGUCUUCGGCAACAUGGCGGUAGGUGUGACGCGAAGCCAUGUGGGAAGAAUGGUUGCACCUUCAAACAUCACCAGUUACUGCACAAAGAGUUGGUGGUUGUUACCGAAAGCGCUGAUAGAAAGUCUUCAAUGAAAGAGGAAACGAAUGUUAACACUCAUCUGUCGAGUUCCGGAGUCAGAAUGUUCCGCUAUUUACCGGUUACACUGUACGGAGCCACGAAGCAGGUAGAAUGCUACGCGUUUCUAGACGAUGGUUCGGAGUUGACACUGAUCGACCAGAAUCUGGCGGAAGACCUAGAGGUAGAUGGAAAACCUAAGCCGCUCUUUAGCGGACAUUCUGGGCGUAAGUUUGUGCUAGAUGAUGUGCGUACAGUGGAAGAUUUACAGUUACCAGUUCAAUCACUCGAUGUCGAUAUUCUUAAGAAGAGUUACCCGUAUCUUUGCGAUAUUCCCGUAGCGUCGUACAAAAACGUUCGUCCGCGUAUCCUGAUAGGAUUGAAACACGCCAGAAUAACAUUGGUUCGUCGCAGUCGUGAAGGCAAGAUAGGUGAACCGAUCGCCGUGAAAACACAUCUAGGUUGGACGAUCUAUGGAAGCAGUAACCUACCGGAUCCUGAUGGAACAGCACAUCGUAUCUACCACAUUUGCGAGUGCAACCACUCUUCCGACGACAGUCUUCAGCGUCUUCAUCGUGCCGUUAAGAGUUUCUUCAGCCUGGAAAGUUUGGGCAUUUAUAAGCCGGAGAAAAUCCAGCCAUCCACUGAUGAAGAGCGAUCGCAACGUUUACUACAAACACUAACAUGUCGUGUUUUAGGCCAGUAUGAAACAGGAUUACUUUGGCGUUAUGACGAGAUCCGUUUGCCCGACAGCAAACCUAUGGCACUAAGUCGAUUGAGGUGUCUAGAGAAACGCUUGGAUCGUGAUCCAGAAUUGACCCGCGUUCUUCGGGAAAAGAUGGCAGACUAUAUAGCGAAGGAUUAUGUUAGGAAAUUAACAGCCGAAGAACUCGAAGAGAAGCAGCAACGAGUGUGGUAUUUACCAAUCUUCCCUGUUAUUAACCCGAAUAAACCCGGAAAGGUGCGAAUUGUCUGGGACGCGGCAGCAUCCGUCCACGGUGUUUCUCUAAAUUCAGUACUGUUAACUGGACCGGAUGAAUUAACUUCACUUCCUGCUGUGUUAUGCCAGUUUCGUGAAUACCGUAUUGCAAUAUGCGGAGACAUCCGCGAAAUGUUUCAUCAGGUGCGCAUCCGUUCGGAAGACCAACACUGUCAACGCUUUCUAUGGCGAGAAAAUCCUGAACAGGAGCCAAGUACGUAUAUCAUGAAGGUUAUGACUUUUGGGGCAUGUUGUUCCCCAAGUACAGCGCAGUUUGUGAAGAAUCGUAACGCUGAGCGGUUUCAAGAACAAUAUCCGGCAGCCGUCGAUGCAAUAAUCAGGAAACAUUACGUUGAUGAUAUGUUGGCUAGUGAGGAGUCGGAAGAAGCUGCAAUUGAGCUUGCUAUGGCUGUGCGGCUUAUUCACGCAGAAGGCGGAUUCGAGAUCAGAAACUGGUUGUCGAACUCUCAACGUGUCACAGCUGCGUUACGCGGAGAAACAGCGGUGCACAAGGAUUUGGAUCUAGCGACAGAGUUAGCGACGGAGAAAGUGCUAGGAAUGUGGUGGGACACAUCGAACGAUCGAUUGACAUUCAAGGUAUCUUGGACUCGCUUCGAUGAAGCUCUGCUGAUGGGAACCCGUCGGCCUACUAAAAACGAAGUGCUUCGAGUUUUGAUGACCAUAUUUGAUCCGCUAGGUUUGAUCUCCAAUUAUUUAAUGCAACUUAAAAUAACUCUACAGGAAGUGUGGCGCUCCGGAGUCCAGUGGGGAGAAUUGAUCAAAGACAAACAGUUCGAAGCAUGGAAAAACUGGGUCACGCUUCUUCCUUCUUUGGAACGCAUCAGCAUACCGCGAUGCUUUCGUAAGCAAACGACGGCUAGCAAGUCAACCGUGAUUCAGCUACACGUGUUUGUUGAUGCUAGCGAGAACGGUAUGGCAGCCGCUGCGUACUUGCGCUUCCAGGAUACGAAGAAUAUCGAAUGUACGCUACUGUGUGCAAAGACCAGAGUUGCUCCGCUUAAAUUCCUAUCAAUCCCAAGACUUGAGUUAACUGCAGCAGUGAUUGGAACAAGACUCGUUAACAGUUUGGUCACAGAACUAUCGUUAGAAAUUUCUAAGCGUUUCUAUUGGACCGAUUCCCGCAACGUUCUUUGCUGGUUACAGUCGGAUCAUCGUCGAUACAGCCCCUUUGUAGCAGCUCGAAUCAGUGAAAUAUUGGAAACGACAGAGGUAUCAGAGUGGAGAUGGGUGCCAACUAAGCUGAAUGUUGCAGACGAUGGAACCAAAUGGCAGAGACGACCUGAUAUGAGUCCCAACAGUAGGUGGUUUAACGGUCCGAAGUAUUUACAACUGUCGGAAGAGUUCUGGCCUCCCAUAGUGCACAAGAACAGUGUGACUGACGAGGAGCUACGUCCUAGUGUUCUCCUUCAUCAUCAAGUAUCAUCACCAAUGAUUUCCGCUAGUAACUUCUCCAGCUGGAAGCGACUGUUGCGUGUGACCGGAUACGUAAUUCGAUUUGUGACAAACUUACAACUUCGUGUAAGAAGGAAGGACCUAAUCACCGGUUCAUUGUCCAGCGAAGAGCUCCAGCAGGCAGAGAAAUACCACUUUAAGAGUGCGCAGUUUGAUGUUUCUCCUGACGAAGUCACCUUGCUACAAAUUGAUAGGCAGCAAUCGGAGUCGUCGAAAUCUAUAUCGAAAAGUAGUGCUGUUUAUAAACUGUGCCCCUUUCUUGAUACUCACGGUGUGAUGAGAAUGAAAGGGAGAGUCGACGCGUGUGAGUUUCUGCUCGAAGAUGCAAAAAAUCCGAUAAUCCUACCUCGAUUGCAUCCCGUUACACGUCUCAUUCUAGCGUACUAUCACGAAAAGUUCCACCAUCAAAACCAUCGAACGGUCUUGAACGAAGUAAGGCAGCGGUUCUACGUUCCUCGAUUGCGAGCUUUACUUACGAAAACUCGAAGUAGUUGUCAACGAUGCAAGAUUCGGGAUGCCGUCGCGAAUCCACCUGCUAUGGCUGACCUUCCACCGGCAAGGUUAGCUGCCUUCACACGUCCGUUCGCUCAUACUGGAAUAGACUAUUUCGGUCCUAUCGAAGUCGUACUGGGAAGAAGGGUUGAGAAACGGUGGGGGGUUCUACUGACUUGUCUUACAAUCCGAGCUGUUCACCUAGAAAUUGCCCAUUCUUUAACUACUGAUUCGUGUAUACUUGCCCUUCGAAACUUCAUUGUACGUCGUGGAGUGCCAGUUUCCUUCUACAGUGACAGAGGAACGAACUUUAUCGGAGCAGAUCGCGUGCUACAGGAAGCGUUGCAGGUGGUGAAUCAGGAAAGGCUUAUGCAAGAGUUCACAAGUGCUCAAACCUCAUGGCACUUCAAUCCUCCGGUAUCACCGCACAUGGGCGGCAGCUGGGAGCGACUGAUACAGACAGUGAAACGUAACCUGGGGGAGAUCGUUGGUGGUCGCAGACCGACUGACGAAGAGCUGAAGAACGCGCUCAUCGAGAUCGAGGGAGUCCUGAACACAAGGCCACUCACGCAUGUUCCAGUUGAUGCUGAAUCUGCAGCAGCUCUGACGCCGAACCAUUUCUUACUCGGAUCGUCCGAUGGUUCAAAGCCGUUGACGCUGUACAGUGAGAACGUAGCAGUUUUACGACAUGGGUGGGAACUAUCCCAAGUCAUUGCGAAUCGAUUCUGGAAACGAUGGCUUCGUGACUAUCUACCGGAGAUAACCAGACGAACCAAAUGGUACCAGAAAACUAAACCUAUUGAAGUCGGCGAUAUUGUAAUUAUUGCUGAUCCAGAUCAUCCCAGAAACUGUUGGCCACAGGGUCGCGUCAUCGGUGUGACUAACCGUGACGGUCAGGUAAGACGUGCGACAGUUCAAACGGUAAAAGGGGUCUACGAACGUCCAGCCGUGAAGCUAGCUGUGUUAGACGUCCGAAGCAAAGCAGAGUAG